GCAUGACGCGAGGAGGAGGAAAGAGGAGGCAGGCCUAACAGGAGAUGCUUUUGUACGUUUCUACACACAUUGACACACUUCAGAAACCACGUUUCUGUGAGUCAGAGCGGACCUCGCGGUACCGCCGUACAACAGCCGAGCCCUGAUUUACGUGUUCUCCAAACGGUCGUUUUCACCUUCGAUACAGUAAAACAAAGCGUCCAGCUUUGUUGAGAUAGAGGAAGAAAUGUCAGGGUUGAAGAAACGGAGUUCGAAUGCAUCCGCGGACCGAGAUGAAGACGACAAGCAGGUGACGGAGAAGAUGCUCUCCGGCAGAGGUGGAAACGGCAGGCAGGCAGCUACGCCAGAAAGUCCGACAGCAGACAUCAGCACUGCGGAAGGAGAACAGACAGUCGAGCUCAAAAGAACUAUAACGCUUGUAAACGGCGUGGCCAUCAUUGUAGGCACCAUCAUCGGCUCGGGUAUCUUCGUGACACCCACCGGAGUGGUGAAAGAAGCCGGUUCGGUCGGGCUGUCGCUGGUCGUGUGGACCAUAUGCGGCGUGUUCUCCACCAUAGGCGCGCUGUGUUACGCCGAACUGGGGACCACCAUCACGAAGUCCGGCGGCGACUACGCUUACAUCCUUGAAGUUUACGGUUCCCUACCUGCGUUUCUGAAACUUUGGAUCGAGCUUCUCAUUAUCAGGCCGUCCUCGCAGUAUAUCGUUGCUUAUGUUUUCGCAACCUACCUCCUCAAGCCCAUCUUCCCGGUAUGCCCGGUCCCCGAGACGGGGGCUAAACUGGUCGCCUGUCUCUGCAUCCUGUUGUUGACUGCCAUUAACUGCUACAGUGUGAAAGCCGCCACAAGGGUCCAAGAUGCCUUCGCCGCUGCUAAGCUACUUGCUCUGGGCCUCAUCAUCAUUAUUGGCUUUGUGCAGAUUGGCAAAGGUGACACCGUUGAGCUUCUUCCCUCCAAUUCAUUCAAAGGAAGCAAUUCGGACUUUGGCCAGAUCGGAUUGGCUCUUUACAGUGGACUGUUUGCCUAUGGAGGAUGGAAUUAUUUGAAUUUCGUCACAGAGGAGAUGAUUGACCCAUACAGAAAUCUGCCCCUGGCCAUCAUCAUAUCCCUUCCUAUUGUCACCAUCGUCUAUGUUCUGACCAACUUGGCCUACUUCACCACGCUGAGUCCGGAUCAAAUGCUCUCAUCUGAAGCUGUUGCUGUGGACUUUGGCAACUACCACCUGGGGCCUAUGGCUUGGAUAAUCCCCGUGUUUGUGGGAUUGUCGUGCUUUGGUUCUGUGAAUGGGUCCCUUUUCACAUCAUCCAGGCUGUUCUUCGUGGGGUCCAGAGAAGGUCAUCUUCCCAGUUUGCUGUCGAUGAUCCAUCCUGACCUGAUGACUCCACUUCCAUCUCUGAUAUUUACUUGCAUCAUGACUCUACUGUACGCCUUCUCCAACGACAUAUUCUCCGUCAUCAACUUCUUCAGCUUCUUCAACUGGCUCUGCAUCGCCAUGGCGAUUCUCGGCAUGAUGUGGCUACGCUAUAAAAAGCCCGAGCUGGAACGUCCAAUUAAGGUGAAUAUUCUGCUGCCCGUUUCCUUUGUGUUGGCCUGCAUGUUCCUCAUUGUGGUGUCCAUCUGGAAAACACCUGUCGAGUGCGCAAUUGGAUUCGGCAUCAUCGCCACGGGAGUUCCGGUGUACUUCUUCGGCGUUUGUUGGAAGAGCAAACCCAAGUGGCUGUUGCAGUUGAUCUUCUCCUCCACGGCCAUGUGUCAGAAAAUGAUGGAGGUGGUACCUCAGGAAUCCUGAAGACCACACAGACUGACGGAUUCCCCCACGACGCACAAGUCUCCUCGUACCCGCCUAAGACCCCCUCACUGUAUUUCCCCUUUGUGUGAGACAGAAAAAAGUCUUAACCUGCUGACAUGGGCAAAAUCUGAAAGGAGGCAAGAGGCAUUUGGACUUCAAGAGUCCAUGAGCAUUUCAGUUUGGAUGUAGAUUUCAUCAGCCCUGAAUCAAGUGUAUCGUACUGUAUACAUUUUACAUUCUAUGACUUUCAAUCAGAAUUGUCCUGUUUCAAUUAAUUUUGUAUUUUAUUUGAGGUAUGUGUCAUAACGUUUUCGUGAUUGUUCAGUUGUGUGCGUGUUUGAGUGAUUGUUAGCUUCCUAUAUUGUGCUUUAAACUUUAGUUUCGGAUGGUAUGCGAGGAAGAACGUGGACCGGAACACCUGCCGGUAUUCUGUCGGAACGCACCGUUGUCUCUUAGCUCCUGUUCCCCUAUUUACAGACAAAUUUGCAUCUCGGAUCGUGUCAGCAAUGAAACAUUUUUUUGAUAUACAGUACAUGCAUAUUUCCUUUAUUCUACAGCUGGUUUGAUCCGUUUGCUGUGCCUUGUCUGUUGUGUUUUAUUUUUGAAGAUCUUGUUGAUACGACUUUAUACUUCAACAGAUUUAUUUUUGAUAGGUUCAAGCAGUGAUGCUUUUUUAUGCAGUUACUAAGAAUCCAGUCUUCUUAUUUUUAUUAUUGUGAAAGGCGUAUGCGUACAGUAUGAAGACAUUUUUCUGAAUACCUGUCAAGCCCAACAGUUACUGUUUCUGCCUUGUGUUACCUCAGUUAGAACCCGAUUGUAUAUUUUCAUGACUUAUAAUUUUAGGUAGCAGAUGUGCUGACAGUAGUAAAUAUACAUCAAGCACUUAACACUGGACCCUAGGACAUCUUUAGAUAAUUAACUGCUAUUUUAUUUCAUUCCUUUUGUAUUUACAUUUUUGAGUUUUCACACAAAACACAAUCAGUUGUCUGGUUGCUACAGACAUUUUUUUAAUAAACCGCAAAUAGCAGAUUUGCUAUAAAUUCUGGUAGUGUUGCCAGCUGGUUACAAUAGUUAGGUCUUUUUAUUGCACUUCAAUAAAUCAUCAGAAUCCCCCAAAGUUUGAUCUUUUAGUGCCUCGUCAGCUUACGGGGCGAUAAAUUGGACGGAUUUUGCUGUGAUAUACAUUUGUGUUUCAGUUUUGAAUGACCUUUGCUUGUGAGAGACGCAGUGUUUUGGGGUUAUCAAUGUUUUGCUAAACGGUAAAAAGAUUGUUGGUUAGCUUCUGGACCAAAAUCAUCUGUGUGCAUGUGAGAAUGAGAUGUUCGAGAAGGCUGAUGUGAGGAAAGUUUAGUGACUGGGAAGUUGGAGUUGCGGUCGGGGGAGUGAAGUAUUUUGGGUGAGCAUGGGGAGGUUCAGGAGGAAGAGAUAAAAUCAUCCUUUGAUAUUACGAAUACAGAAACAAUAUCAAGUUUCUGGUUGGAUGGACUUUGAAGAUCUGAGUUGAUCUACUUUAUUAUGAUUUUAGGUUAUGAAGCUUUGUAUCAUUUAGAAAACUACAGUAGUAUGACUAACAGCCAACAAGAACUAAUUUAAAUAGGCAUGUUGACAUUUACUGAUAUGUAUUUAUUUAUUGUUUGUAGGGUUACAUUGAGCUAGUGCUUUAAUAAUGUUAUAGAGCAUUUUUAAAAUGCUUAAUAUAAAUUGUUACUGAUUUUUUUAUGCUUUCGGAUUCUUUGUUGCAAGUCUGUAAGUGUUUUUUUGUAAGUGAUGGUUUGGUUUACCCUCUAUUGUUGCUUAUUAAUAUUUAAUGAAAGUGCAGAUGAGCUGAGUCUGCCCUCCACCGUAUAGAACCAGAUAACUGCACAAUGACAUCACAGCGACUGCUGUACAUAAAUUAACUAUACCUACAACAUUAUAACACUUCUGUACAUUUUUUUAUUAAAUGUUUAAUUUGACUUUAAAAAUUGAUUUAUUUUAAACAGGAAAUCCUGAAUAGAUAACGUUUUUCCUCAUAUGCAUUCCAGUUCUGCAGUGUGAAACUGGCACUCUAAUAAUCUUUUGCUCGCAAUGCAGUUACACCCACAGGGCCACUACAUUCCCGUGCGACACUUACCUAGCCUGUCAUCAGUUGGGUUUGACAGAAGAAUAUUUCUUGUGUAAUCUACAUGCCACAUACAGUCUGUAAACUGUAAGUACACUGUUCAACAAUCUCUCGACUUUUCUGUGAUUUAGGGACGAAAUACUCUAUAAACCUGUAAAGCAGUUCGUAAUUCAUGUUCUUCUGAUGUAAUGGUUAUACUGUAUGUCUACUGUAAAAAAACUCUUUGAUUUCAUUUUUUAGAAAAUAAACAUCUUUUGCUCUGAA
Molecule: messenger RNA, 4151 nt
Organism: Triplophysa rosa
Lineage: Eukaryota; Metazoa; Chordata; Actinopteri; Cypriniformes; Nemacheilidae
Gene: slc7a5
Product: solute carrier family 7 member 5
Exons: 10
Coding region: 227-1786 (519 amino acids)
Biological process (GO): amino acid transmembrane transport; neutral amino acid transport
Cellular component (GO): membrane
Molecular function (GO): L-amino acid transmembrane transporter activity; neutral L-amino acid transmembrane transporter activity
Source: RefSeq, a predicted model, not a curated record